AUGCCUUCCCCGGGUUCCAGGCUCCUUCGCCUGGCUUCAGCAGUGGAUCGGCAGAGGGUUCCCUCUCGGAUUCUCCUCAUAGCUGCUAGGGAAUUGGGUCUGGCUUUCGGAGUGGAGCCUGAGCCCCGGCCCCCCAAGUUCCGGGCUCCUGUGGCCAUAUACUGCGGCAGCGUCCCCCGAACCAGUGCCAGCUCUGGGUUCCGAACUUUCCACGGCUCUACUAGAAACAUCAGCUCCAGCCUGCAGGACUAUGGAAGCCGAUGGACAGGAGAGGCUUCCCCCAAGCCCAUGCUCAAAGUCCAGAAGGAGAAGCAGUCCCAACUGUGGGUCAGAAAUGGGGACCUGACCAGCCUCAAGACCAGUCUUGCCUCAAAGGGUUGGCCAUCCAGGAAUGGUCAUGCAAGGAAUGUGGAGGAUGUCUCUCCAAGGCCUCACCCUCUCCUGCCUGCAACCAUCCGGGAGAUGGAGGCCAACAGUGCAGCCUUGGAGACCACCCAAAUCAAAGACAAGUUAAAGAAGAGGAGGCUCUCUGAGGGGCUGCCUGCUUCUCCCCGAGCCUUCUUAGAUCCUGGAGGAGGUUCUAAGGGUCCUUCCCUGAAGAGUGCCAUUCCCCGCUCCAGCUCUCAGAGACCACCAAUGGCUUCCAGGCCAAUGCCUCCCAUCCAGAGCAUCCCCACCACCCCAGAGACCAAAGGAUCCUUGGAGAAUGGCUCAGGCCCACUGGAGAGUAGCAAGGGCCAGCCAGAGGCAACUCCAGCUGCCCAAGAGGUGCAGAUAUCCCUUCAGUACCUGCAUUGCAAGGAUGAGAAGAUGAGGCGAUCUCUGGGAGGUUCUCUGAUUCCUCCCAUCCUGAAGGCUGGGCAGCCAACAGAGACCAAGUCAGUAACGUUGCCAGCUCUUACUAGCAAUCCUACUCCCCUGCCUUCAGGUCAAGAUGUCUUCACUGUCCAAGAGGUCCCUGGAAAAAGAUUGGCAAAGGAGAACAGUCCCCAGGAGAAGCCCCCCAAGUCUACGGCCAACUCCUUGCCAGCAGUGUUCACAGGGAGUACUCCGGAAUGGGAAGAAGAAGAAAAAGUAGAGAGUUCUGCCAAAGAUCUGAGGCCCCUUUCAAACCCAGAAGUAGUCCUGAUAAAUGCCCUACAAUGGAUUGAGAGCAAUGAUUGGCAGAUGAAAGAGAAAGGGCUGGUGACCAUCAGACGCCUGGCGACCUGUCACUCUGAUGUCCUUGCAGAAAGACUGCACGAUGUUUGCUUGGCAGUGAUGAGGGAGGUUGUCAAUCUCCGUUCCAAGGUGUCCCGCCUGGCCAUCAGCACCUUGGGACACCUCUUUCGUACCAUGAAGAAGAACAUGGACCCAGAAGCUGAGGAAGCCGCCCGAUGUCUGCUCCAAAAAAUGGGGGAUACCAGUGAAUUCAUUCAAAAAGCUGCUGACUACUCUCUGGGGGCAAUGGUAGAAAAUGUGACUCUUUCCAGAUCCUUGGCAGCUCUCACAACAGGAGGUGUACAUCACAGAAACCCAGUAGUCCGAAAAUGCACUGCUGAGCAUCUAUGGAAAGUCUUAGAACAAAUCGGGGCUGAAAAACUACUUUCGGGCACAAGAGAGAGCACUGAAAGGCUGAUUCGAACACUGGUAAAACUUGCCCAGGACUCCAAUAAAGAAACAAGGCUUUACGGGAGGAAGAUGAUUAACAUCUUGAUGUCGAAUUCAAGGUUUGAUACAUUCCUGAAACAUUCCCUCCCAUCUCACGACCUACAAGACGUGAUGAUGACCAUUAAACAAAGGGGCGUCGAAGAAAACAUAGAGCCUACACCUAUCAAAGGCCGCAAGUUAUUCAAGAAUGUAAUAACCUCUGAGGAAUUCCUUAAUGAACAAGGGUGCAGCUCAGACAGCGAGCCAACGGUCAUCCCUCGGGCCCUGGCCCUCACUCGCAACGCAGAGAUGGUAGAGCAGCUGAAGGAGCUGAACACCCUGCUGACAUCCAAGGAGUACCAGUCGCGAAUGGAAGGCAUCACUCUCCUCCUCGACCACUGCAAGAACAACGUAGACCUCGUCACCACCCACCUCACGCUGAUCUUUGAUGCAUUCAUCCCAAAGCUCCAGGAUGCUAACAAGAAAGUGAACCAAUGUGCACUAGAAUCCUUUGCAGAAAUGGUCCCUUACCUCAAAGAUAACUUACGCCCGGUGCUGAUCCCUCUGGUCACUGCAAUCUCAGACAACCUCAACUCCAAGAAUCCCUCCAUUUCUGGAGCUGCCGAGAUGGCUCUGGACGCCAUGAUCAUGAACAUGGACAAUGUUUCCUUGCUACAAGCAUUUUCAGGUCGACUUUGUUUCAUGACUGGCCGAGCAACUUGUGAACUCACACAGCGUCUCGCAGGGAUCGUGACUUCAAUCUAUUCCCAGAAGCCUCAAGCUGUGGAACGAUACAUCCUCCCCGUUCUCUGGUACUUCCUGAACAACAUGAUUGGGAAUGGGGUCCUGCCAGGGCACAGCGGCAACGUCCGCCCUGUGGUGUGUCAACUGAUCAAGAGCCUCUAUGAACAAAUGGGAUCUCGUCUGCAAGGAUGUGCUGCUGGACAGCCAAAGCAAGUCAGGAAGAUGCUCCAGGAGUUCAUUGACUCAAAGUUUCAGUGAAAAUGGAAUAGGGAUAAGGGCUGGGAACUGGUGGGGGGAAAAAGAAGAACUGCUCCCCCUUCCCCCCCACUUUUAGAUCAUUGACAGCUCGAGAACUUUCAGCAGGAUAAUACAUGGAUCUGAGAUGGGCAAUUAUUUUUUUAACUCUUUUUUUUUUCAGAUGGAAGAAUACUGAUAGAAUAGGCUUAUAGAGUUUCAGAUGUAUAUAGUUUAUUUUGAGGUAGAAUUAAAAAAAACGCCUAUUUUUCUAAGGUUUUAUUUUCUUGCACUCUUUUGUCCCCAGAGAAGUUUAAACGGGUAUUUUUUAUAGUAAGCAAAACCAGAAACAAAAACCAAAAAACAAAAAACAAAACCAAAAAACAAAAAACAAAACCCAAAACAAAAGUAAACCCAACCACGAUCAAUUGUGAGUUAUUUUCUGAUGGUGUUAAAAAGGAAAGAAAAGGCAGAACAUUAUUUAUAUACAUCAUAGUCUGUCCAUUUGCAG
Gracilinanus agilis (Agile Gracile Mouse Opossum) is the source of this 3118-nucleotide messenger RNA. It is a transcript of the gene TOGARAM2, whose product is annotated as TOG array regulator of axonemal microtubules 2. Gene Ontology annotation, cellular component: cytoplasmic microtubule; cilium. Gene Ontology annotation, biological process: microtubule cytoskeleton organization. The record is from RefSeq and is a predicted model, not a curated record. Gene Ontology annotation, molecular function: microtubule binding. Lineage: Eukaryota; Metazoa; Chordata; Mammalia; Didelphimorphia; Didelphidae. Bases 1 to 2631 code for a protein of 876 amino acids. The transcript is spliced from 16 exons.